GCGCUUCCACACGCGCUUGCGUUUUCCCUCGCCGCUCCAGUUUAGUGCGCAUGCGUAGUACAGCGUGGAGGCGUUCAGCGAGCGAGUGUCGUGUUGGAGCAUGAGAACAUGGUGAAAUGGGUUCCUCUCGAACCCGCAGCCUGCAGGUGUUUGACACGGAGUUGAGCGCGGACACUGUGGAGUGGUGUCCCCUGCCUCAGUACGCCCACAUUCUAGCUUGUGGCACUUACCAGCUUCAGAAAGACGACGAGAAGAAUCCCAGCAGGAUCGGUCGACUCUACCUUUUCCAGUUUGACCAGCAACAGUCUUUUAUUCCUCCACUGACCGAGAUACAGCGCACUGACACUCCAGCUAUACUAGAUCUGAAAUGGUGUCAUACCGAGAUGUAUGGGCGCCCACUGCUGGGAAUGGCCACAGCAUGCGGAGAAAUCCAACUGCAUGCACUCAGAGACACAAAGGACGGCAGGUGUCUGUUGGACCACGUCUCAAGCACUGAACUGGGUCCUAACAGAUUAGCUUUGUCACUCGACUGGUCAACAGGAAGAGGUGACAGCACUGACCCCCGGAUGGUGACCAGCGACUCGACCGGCUCUCUCACGGUGUUGUCUCUGGCUGAAGAUAACCUCAGCGCCGUGGCACAGUGGAAAGCUCAUGACUUUGAGGCCUGGAUUUCGGCUUUCAGUUACUGGGACACGCAGCUGGUUUAUUCAGGUGGUGAUGACUGCAAACUUAAGGGCUGGGAUCUGAGGAUGGCCCCUUCUUCCCCCACAUUCACCAGCAAAAGGCACACGAUGGGAGUGUGUAGCAUACACAGCAACCCUCACCGCGAGCACAUCUUAGCCACAGGCAGUUAUGAUGAAAACGUGCUAUUAUGGGAUGAAAGGAAUAUGCGGCAGCCUCUCAGUGAAACCCCAGCAGGUGGAGGAGUCUGGAGACUGAAAUGGCACCCUGUUCACGAACACCUGCUGUUAGCUGCGUGCAUGCACAACGACUUUCACAUUCUUCACUGCCAGCAAGCCACGGAUGGAAACGGAGGCCCGUGCCCCAUCCUGGCGUCUUACAUCCUUCACAACUCAUUAGCAUACGGAGCCGACUGGUCACGUCUUCCCCUGACCGGCCCUCCGCCCUCCUCCCCUCCUCCAGAAGCAACACCAGCCAGCAUCACCCUCGAAGAGCCCAAAGGUCACCUCAGGAUCCAGUAUGAAUCCCCGACUGCCAGCUUUGACACCUCGCUGGAGGAUGAGUACGGAUGUUACGUCCCCGAUCACGCCACUGCUGUCUCGGCUCCAGCUCCUGUCCCUGACGUCGCAGACAACUCUGCCUCUUUAUCCUGUCUGCUGGCGUCCUGCUCUUUCUACGACCACAUGCUGCACGUGUGGAGAUGGGACUGGAGACCGGAAACUGAGACGCAAUCGGGAGAGACCGGGCCUAGUCUCUCAAUCUGACUGUUCUCUUUGAACGGAUGCAGAACGAAAAGAAAAGCAAAUCUGAGUUCUUUUGAGAAUAAACAAGGUAUUCUGGGACUUAAGAGAGACUACAGCUAAUUAACAUCCUGUGUGUCCCUUUCACAUGGGGUUUGAGAUCUUCCAGGCAUUUCCUUCAUAUGUAAUAAUUUCCUACUGUUGGAUCAGCUAUGCACAGAAACACAUACAGAUACCAAUAAAUUACACUUAUACAUUUUUCUUA
Messenger RNA from Silurus meridionalis, 1686 nucleotides. RefSeq names its product diphthamide biosynthesis 7 (gene dph7). Lineage: Eukaryota; Metazoa; Chordata; Actinopteri; Siluriformes; Siluridae. The transcript has 9 exons. The record is from RefSeq and is a predicted model, not a curated record. The coding region runs from base 117 to 1445 and encodes 442 amino acids. Gene Ontology annotation, molecular function: protein binding.